AUACAGAUCUCUUCGAAAGAUACUCUCUUAGUUGUAAUGCAAAUCUGUGCUGAAGACCAAAAAUCUAUUCCAUUUGUUGCGCAAGGGCCGAAUAAUCGAAUUCUUCAAGAGGCAAAAACUAUUAAUGAAUUUUCGGUUACAAUUAAAAAAGCAAUCACGAGCGAAUGUCGUGAUAUGGGAUGUGCGAAUAGACAGAAACGCGAUGCUUCAACUGUUCCACAUAUGCCAAUCGAAAUAUUUUCGCAAAAAUUGCCAGUGCAAAAAAGAAUUAUCAGAAGCAAUGACGCUGAAAAAUCGAGCACUAUAAACACUGAAGAAACAACAACUGUCGAGAAAAAAAAAGAAGCCAGAAGUUCGACUUCAUUGAAGAUAUCGUGUGGCCUCACUACAAUGCUCGGUGUCACGACCUCGAUUCUCGCCAUGGUUGCAAUGAUAUCUUAAAAGCAGACACAUGAUAUUUCGUGCUCCUCAUCUUCAUAAUAUUUUUUAUUUCUAUAUCUUUUUCUUCCAUUUACCCCUUUUAUCUAUUUUACAAUUUAUAUACACGAGAAAACAAGUCCUGACAAUUCUGAUAAUAUUCCUUUCUUUAAAAACCAAUAUGGAGAAACUAUUUCAUAAAUAAUGCAUUCAGAGCACUCAAAUAUGACUAUAAAAUUACGAUAUCUUGCAUUAUAAUAUCGUAUUAUAAACUAAAUCCACGAAUAAAUUUUACAUAAAUGCCCUGGUUUACAUCAAUAAAACUCUGCUGAUCUCUAAGAAAUUUUCUCUAGG
Molecule: messenger RNA, 771 nt
Organism: Pogonomyrmex barbatus (red harvester ant)
Lineage: Eukaryota; Metazoa; Arthropoda; Insecta; Hymenoptera; Formicidae
Source: RefSeq, a predicted model, not a curated record